Messenger RNA from Trichobilharzia regenti, 201 nucleotides. The record is from the annotation of a GenBank genome assembly. Lineage: Eukaryota; Metazoa; Platyhelminthes; Trematoda; Strigeidida; Schistosomatidae.
AUGGUGAAUAUAAAUUGUGCAAUUAGUCAUAAUAGUAGUAAUGAUAAUAUUAAUAAUAGUAAUAAUAAUAAUAAUAAUAAUAAUGGUCUUAUCAAUAAUAAGGAUGAAAAAAUGAGGCAAUCUGUGAUAACACGAAUACUGAUGAAAAACAGUAUGAUUAAACAAACAAUUGUUCAGGUGGAAGUAGUCGAUAAAGGCUAG